GCUGCCAGUGAAUUUGGUAGUGAAUUGGCCCAAGUUCUGGUGUGCACAAGUUGCAACUUUCGACUUUCUAUACAGAGCAUGGCCCUCUCACGGCCUUCCAUGAGGCGUCUCACCAGCUUGAGACCCUCAAAUUUCAGACCGUGCACCAGUUUUCUCCAGCCUCGACUCAUCCGCCGGCCAUCAGGUGUCUCGUGGGUACCUCAACGGUUCACUCAUAGUGAUAUCACACAGCAGCUUCGGGAAGAAUGGUCGAGCUAUAAUCAUUUUCCCCAGGCGUCCAGUGCCAACCAGUUUGUGAAUGGCCAGACAGUCACAGUACAUGGCUUUCUCUCCCAGAGAAGGAUAUCGUCCAAGAAGCUCAUCUUUGCCAAUGUGCAAGUCGACAAUGGGCCGUCUAUCCAGGUUGUAUCCCACUCCGAGCCCGGUGAUGAAUCUAACCCCCCUCCUGGACACGAGGCCCAUCUCGCUCUUAGGGCUCUGCCUCUCCACAGUCCAGUCGCAGUGACCGGAACUGUCGUAUCUCAAAAAGGCGACCGAGACUUGUCUGCCUCCUCUCAAAGAGAUGUUCCUGGCUCUUUUCCCAAAGGCGUCACACAUCUCGAGAUUUCUCUGCAGAAUAUUCAGCCUCUUAAUGCUUUCCCCAAGGAUAUCAUCGUGUCCAAGGGGGUGCAGUUCCCGCCCUCGGCCCGGCACCUUCAGAUCCGCUUCGAUGAGGCUCUCCAGGCUCGUAUUCGUGCACGCCCAAAGAUCGGCCAUGAACUGCGCAAGUCCCUCACCGAUCUUAACUUUACCGAGGUGGAAACACCAAUCCUCUUCAAGUCUACGCCUGAGGGGGCUCGCGAGUUCUUAGUUCCAACACGACGGGCUGGUUUAGCAUACGCCCUUCCCCAGAGCCCUCAGCAGUACAAGCAGAUUCUCAUGUCCAGCGGUAUCCGUGGGUACUACCAGUUUGCGAGAUGCUUCCGUGACGAAGACCUCAGAGCCGACAGACAGCCCGAGUUUACCCAGUUGGAUCUCGAAAUGUCCUUCGCCACCGGCCAAGACGUCAUGCGCACAGUCGAGUCCAUCAUGAAAGACCUCAUGAAGUCCCUCAACUCCCAAUUCGAACUCGUCCAAUCCGACACCAACGAGCGCUACCCCGUCCCCAGACGCACCCCCCCCUCCUCCGACCCAUUCCCCAACCCCUGGCCUGUAUCAGACAAACCGUUCCCCCGAAUCACCUAUGAAGAAGCCAUGUCCCGCUUCGGCGUUGACAAGCCCGACACCCGCAUCCCCUUUGAAAUAACCCCCAACGUCCCCCUCCCCGAAUCCUUCACCUCCAUGAUCUCCCCCCUCCCCUCCCCCACAAUCGACACCUUCGUCUUCACCCCGACCACCUCCCCCUCCAUUCGGGACACAACAACCUUCAUCCACACCUUCCUCUCCACCCUCCCCCCCGCCCUCUUCUCCCUCAACCCCAACGGCCAACCCGCCGCCCUAAUAAUCGACACCUCCAAACCCCUAAUGGGUCUCUCCCCCCUCUCCCACUCCGGCUUCGAAACAAUAACCAACCUCUACCCCUCCCUCACCUCAGGCGACGUCAUCUUUUUCCAAGCCCGACCUCCCACCCCCUUUUCAGGUGGUUCCACCGUCCUAGGCCAAAUCCGCACCCUUUUAUACUCCUCCGCCGUCACCUCUGGCUUCCUCCCCCCCUCUCAUCAGUUUAACUUCCUCUGGGUCCAAAACUUCCCCAUGUUCACACCCAACACCGAAACCGACCCGGGCCAAGGAGGCCAAUCAGGCUUCAGCGCAACACACCACCCCUUCACUGCCCCCCUAACCGACGCAGACGUCGAGCUGAUGGUUACCAACCCCCUAGCCGCAAGAGCAGACCACUACGACCUCGUCCUCAACGGGGUUGAGCUAGGUGGUGGGUCGAGAAGGAUCCACACGGCGAAAAUGCAGGAGUAUGUCUUUAGGCAGAUUCUCAAAAUGUCCGACAAGGGUGUCAAGCAAUUCUCUCAUCUACUCGAAGCGUUAAGAGCGGGGUGUCCGCCACACGCAGGGUUCGCGUUGGGGUUUGAUCGGCUCUGUGCGGUGCUCACAGGGACAGACUCAGUAAGGGAUGUGAUUGCUUUUCCAAAGAGUAUGAAAGGGGAGGAUUUGAUGGUCAGGUCGCCGGGCAAGAUUACUAGUGAGGAGUUGGGGACGUAUCAUUUGGCUUUUAGACCCAAGGAGGAGAAGAAGAAGGAAUGAGAAAAGGUAUUGGAUAAGGUGGAAACAGAUGUAAGAUAUCUUGUACACUCCAAUCAUAGAAGAUCCCUUUCACCACUGUUGGAUGCAGAUGAGAAAGGAUUCGAAACACAAAAGUGUUACCACCCUACUCUUCACCACCAAGCUACUUUACAAGUCUAUAAAAUCCCCACCAAUUAUUACCCCAAACUAAACCCAAUCUUAUUUCCCGC
Podospora pseudopauciseta is the source of this 2444-nucleotide messenger RNA. RefSeq names its product aspartate--tRNA ligase msd1 (gene MSD1). The record is from RefSeq and is a predicted model, not a curated record. NCBI's taxonomy places the organism in Eukaryota, Fungi, Ascomycota, Sordariomycetes, Sordariales, Podosporaceae. Gene Ontology annotation, biological process: aspartyl-tRNA aminoacylation. Gene Ontology annotation, cellular component: cytoplasm. The transcript has 3 exons. The coding region runs from base 79 to 2235 and encodes 718 amino acids. Gene Ontology annotation, molecular function: ATP binding; aspartate-tRNA ligase activity.